Messenger RNA from Helianthus annuus (common sunflower), 2557 nucleotides. Its product is annotated as DNA replication licensing factor MCM5. The record is from RefSeq and is a predicted model, not a curated record. Gene Ontology annotation, cellular component: nucleus; MCM complex. The coding region runs from base 99 to 2291 and encodes 730 amino acids. NCBI's taxonomy places the organism in Eukaryota, Viridiplantae, Streptophyta, Magnoliopsida, Asterales, Asteraceae. Gene Ontology annotation, molecular function: single-stranded DNA helicase activity; single-stranded DNA binding; ATP binding. Gene Ontology annotation, biological process: double-strand break repair via break-induced replication; DNA replication initiation; DNA replication. The transcript has 18 exons.
AUAUAGCGAACCCAACACAUCGCCGCACACACACCACCACCAUUUCCAAAGAAAAAGAAGAGAAAGCAAAAAAAAAAAAACCCUAAGAUCGAUCGAAGAUGUCAGGCUGGGACGAAGGUGCCGUAUACUACAGCGACCAAGCACAGUUCCCUCACGGCGCCGAUCACGAACAGGCUGCUACUCGCCACACCGUCCUCCGCAAGUUCAAGGAGUUCAUCCGUAACUUUGCUCGUCCUAACGAGCCUAACGUCUUUCCCUACAGAGAAAGCCUCAUUCAAAACCCUAAGUUUCUCCUUGUUAAUCUAUCUGAUCUUCUCACCUAUGACAAAGAUCAAGAUCUACGAGAGUUGCUUCGGAAAAAUCCAUCAGAUUACCUACCUCUGUUUGAAACUGCUGCAGCAGAGGUUAAUGCCAAUCUGAAGUCCAGAGUUGCGGGUGAAACGGGCGAAAUGGAAGAGCCACAGACAGGGGAGGUUCAGAUUCUGUUGAAGUCAGAGGAGGAUCCUGUAUCAAUGAGAUCUCUUGGGGCUCAAUAUAUAUCCAAGCUGGUUAAGAUAUCUGGAAUCACAAUUGCUGCAUCUAGGACAAAGGCUAAAGCAACUUAUGUGCAUUUGGUGUGUAAGAACUGUAAGAAUAUGAAGAUUGUUCCGUGCCGCCCGGGGUUAGGCGGAGCGAUUGUUCCGAGAUCAUGUGACCAUGUAGCACAAAUGGGUGAAACACCAUGCCCCAUUGAUCCAUGGCUCGUGGUUCCCGAUAGAAGCAAGUAUGUUGAUCAGCAGACAUUGAAGCUUCAGGAGAACCCUGAGGAUGUUCCAACUGGGGAGCUACCGAGGAACAUGCUUCUAUCUGUAGACCGACAUCUCGUACAAACAAUUGUACCUGGUACAAGAUUGACUAUAAUGGGAAUUUACAGCAUUUUUCAAGCGGCCAAAUCGUCUUCAAAUCACAAAGGAGCAGUUGCAGUUAGACAGCCGUAUAUAAGAGUUGUUGGAAUCGAAGAAACGAAUGAAGCCACUCGUGGCCCUGCUAAUUUUACCAUGGAAGAGAUUGAAGAAUUUAAAAAAUUCGCAUCAGAAGGUAACGUAUAUGAAAACAUAUGCUCCAAGAUUGCACCAUCCAUUUUUGGUCAUGAUAACGUUAAAAAAGCAGUGGCUUGUCUUUUGUUCGGAGGAUCGAGGAAGACUUUGCCCGAUGGUGUUAGAUUAAGGGGUGAUAUCAAUGUUUUACUCUUGGGGGACCCAUCCACUGCAAAAUCACAGUUUCUUAAGUUUGUCGAGAAGACGGCUCCUAUAGCUGUAUAUACUUCGGGGAAAGGUUCAUCUGCCGCUGGGCUUACGGCUUCUGUCAUUCGUGAUAAUAGCACUCGUGAGUUCUAUUUGGAAGGAGGAGCCAUGGUGUUGGCUGAUGGUGGUGUUGUCUGCAUAGAUGAGUUUGACAAAAUGAGACCAGAAGACAGGGUUGCUAUACAUGAAGCCAUGGAGCAACAAACAAUAUCAAUUGCUAAAGCAGGAAUAACCACUGUUCUCAAUUCUAGAACCUCCGUGCUUGCAGCUGCAAACCCUCCAUCAGGGCGUUAUGAUGAUCUUAAGACUGCACAAGAUAACAUUGAUUUACAGACUACAAUUCUUUCAAGAUUUGACUUAAUCUUCAUCGUGAAAGAUGUUAGGAUGUUCAGCCAAGACAAGAUUAUAGCUUCUCAUAUCAUUAAAGUUCAUGCAUCUGCCAAUGCAAACAAUGAUCCUAGAGACCCCAAAGAAGAUAAUUGGCUUAAGAAGUAUAUUCAGUACUGUCGAACCACAAGUCAGCCUCGCUUAUCAGAUGCUGCAGCCACAUUGUUGCAGGAAAGUUAUGUUAAAAUCAGACAGGAUAUGAGGCGACAGGCAAAUGAAACUGGGGAAUCAACUGCUGUACCAAUAACUGUAAGACAGUUAGAAGCUAUAGUAAGGUUGAGCGAGUCACUAGCAAAGAUGAGACUGUCAAAUGUUGCAAACGAUAAUGAUGUUCAGGAAGCUAUUAGGCUAUUCAACAAUUCAACCAUGGAUGCUGCAAAAUCUGGAUUAAACCAACAUAUUAAUCUUACUCCCGAGAUGGCAAAUGAAAUAAAGCAAGCGGAAAGCCAAAUUAAGAGAAGAAUGGGAAUAGGAAGCCAUUUAUCAGAAAGAAGACUGAUUGAUGAUCUGACAAGAAUGGGCAUUAAUGAAUCAACAGUUAGGAGAGCUUUGAUAAUAAUGCAUCAGAGGGAUGAAGUCGAGUACAAGAGAGAAAGGCGUGUCAUCGUUAGGAAAGCUUAAGACACUUUGACAAAUAUGUGCUAAAAGUUUUAGACUGUAUGGAAGAAGCUUUGAAUCAGAACUUCGAAACUGGGCGAUUAAGUUUGAUUGUCUUAUAUAUUUCAUUGUUGGAUCCACCGUUGAUUUUUAGCUUGUCUUGUUUAUCCACAUUGAGCAGCAUGGUCACACACCAUGGUGUUGUGGUUGGACACAUGUGUUUGACUUGGACAUUUGUUGUUGAUUAACGUUUUAGAAGAUAUGAUAUUAACAUGAGUGAUUAUCUUCAA